Messenger RNA from Plectropomus leopardus (leopard coralgrouper), 7247 nucleotides. The record is from RefSeq and is a predicted model, not a curated record. NCBI's taxonomy places the organism in Eukaryota, Metazoa, Chordata, Actinopteri, Perciformes, Serranidae.
GUGUCACUCAACAACCGUGGAGACUUCAAAUCACUUCAAAUAACACCUGACACUACUGAACAGGACCAUGAUGCUUGAUGAUCAUUUUCCCUCUCUGCAAGAGGACUGAGGCAAAAUAUCACCUUGUCAUUCCUUAAAGUUGGUUGAAUAUCGUGUCUUCACCUCCACUCCUUUAAAUAAGAAAAGCUGCCAGAGAAAUUGUUGUGCUGUUUUUCUGAUGGUCAACCAUGGAAGAUGAUGACAGCCAAGAUGAGCUGAUCAACCGCAGUACGUCCCAUGGCAAGGGAAAAAGGGCUGCAGCGUGGGCCAUCUCAGAUGACUCAGACGAUGCUGAAGAGGAGUCUGAGGAUGGAGAAUCUGACAGUGGUGAGGGAGAAGAGGAGGAUCAACUAGAUGGAGAGGAUGAUGAUGAGGAAGAGGGGGAUGAGGAGGAGGAGGAGGAGGAGGAGGAAGAAGGGAAUGAAGAGGAGGAUGAUGAGGAAGAGGAGGGAGAUGCUAGGACUGAGGAUGGAGCUUUUGGGGUAACCUCUGCUGACCUUGCAGGGAUGAGCUCAGAUGAAGACACAGACAAGUGUCCCAUCUGUCUUAACUCAUUCAGCAGCCAGCCCGUUGCAACUCCAGAGAACUGCCAGCACUACUUUUGUCUCGACUGCAUCCUUGCAUGGGCCAAGAAUGCCAACUCGUGUCCUGUAGACCGUAUUGCCUUCAACAGCAUAUACCUGAGGAAAUGUUAUGGAGGCAAAGUGAAGAAAAUGAUCACGGUACAAAAGCCUGUGAAGGAAGGGCUCGAGGAAACAGUGGAUUUGGAUCUGGAGCAGACCAGCUGUGAGGUGUGUGGGGGCAGUGACCGUGAGGAUCGCCUCUUGCUCUGCGAUGGCUGUGAUGCUGGCUAUCACAUGGAGUGUCUAACGCCACCUCUUGACGCUGUCCCUGUGGAGGAAUGGUUCUGCCCUGAGUGUGAAGCCAACAACCGCAACUCAAGGGCUUCAGCUGAAGAACUCAGUGAUACAGAGAGCCUACCUUCUACUGCUCGUCCUGCCACCAGUCGCGCCCAGUCCGGUGCAGCAGGUCCCACCAGAGCUAUUGCCCGGACUCAGCAGAGUGAGAGGGUUCGCGCGAAUGUCAACCGGCAUCGCAUCACACAGGCACGCACAUCACAGUUGGCUCCCACAUACCUGAUUCAGUCCACGUGGCUGGAUGAGACUAUUAAUGCUGUGGUGGCUGGGCUCAACACGGCUGUGUAUGUUCGGGACUUCACACCUCGUGCCCCAUCUAGCCGCAGGCGCAAAACUGGAAAGCGCAGGAAAGUCAGACGCAAGAAGACAUCUGCUAAAAGUAAAAAUGGUAAAGUAGCAAGUACAGGAGUCAAGAGGAGGAAACGGAAAGCAAGGAGGACUAAAUCCAGAAAAAAGCUGGCAGUCACUCCUCGAAGCCGUAUUGCUAAUAAUCUUGGAAUUGUAAAGGACAAGAAGAGCUCUUCACUUCCUACAGUGUAUCGGCCAUCAGAGCACACGCUAAGCAGCAUGCGUGCUGACAUUGGUGCAGCAUCCCUCUCGAUUUAUGGAGAUCCAUUUGACCUGGAUCCAUUUGUGGAUCGUGAGGAGGAAGAGCAGCAGGCUACAUCACUACUGGAGGCCAAGAGACGAGGGAUCUCUAGAUCUGCUCUCCGCUCUCACCAGCCUGUAGCUCGACCAGUCACUGCAAGCCUUUCCAGGAGAGGUAUGGGUGUGCCCCAAUCGGGAUGUGUUGUUGAGGCUGCUCCCGUGCCCGACCUCUUGGGCAGCAUCCUGUCAGGACAAAGUGUCCUCUUGAUGGACAGCUCUGAUGUUGUUAUUAAUCGAGAUGGUUCCCUUAAAGCUACAAAGCCAAUGAUGCCAUCUGCAUUAAAGCCAAGUUGCUGUAAUAGCAGUAGCUCAGGAGAGACCAGCACCGGGAUCAGCCCAGUGAUGUCACCCAGCCAGGGAGACAGUUCUCCAUCUGUCCACUACAACAGAGACCUACCAGGAUCCUCUCAUAGCUCCAUUAGCAGAUCUUUCUCCCACAGUACUUCUCACUUAUGCUCCUCAUCCAGCCAUACCCGACCAUCUUCCCAUUCUGAUCUACCACACCGAGGUCAUUCAAGUUUGCAGCCACCUCGUCCAAUCAGACCCACACACCCUCCAGGGCACUGGAGAACUAAUGGAGUUGGAGCCCCUAGCCCUUCUUCGUCCAUUCAUCCCACCGUGGACUCCAGCUCCAAGAGCAAGGGAGUAACCCCAUCGCACUCCCAGCCUAUAAAAGCACCCAUAAAGCCCAUGUGGGUAGAUGUGUCAGUGCUUCCGAAGAUACCAAAAAUAAAAAGGGAGAGCAGUGGUAUCACAAAUAAUUGCACUAGUCGAAGUAGCAGCAGUGGCAGUGAUCGAAGCAGCAGCAGUAGUAGUAGUAGGGGAAAUAGUAGAAAUUCUGCCACCAGUAGUAAUGGUUAUGGCAUGCCAGAGAAGGGCAUGAACAGCCUUGCUGGGGACAAGGGAAGGCAGCAAAGUGUAGACCAGCAAAAGGGCAGGGCUGAUGGUCAGGCCUGUAGACAGAGGCCCAGUGGAGCUGGCCCAUCCUCAGCCUUCUCCAACUCAUUCUCCACUUCCUCCUCCACUGGCUCCUCUGCCAACCAGCCACGAUAUCCCUCAUCGUCUUCCUCAUCUUCAUCAUCAGUAAGCUUCCGCAUUAACUCCAGUGGGAACUCCUGGCAGUCAAGGCGGCUUAGCAGCUCCUCAUCCUCUGCCGCUGGGGGCAGUUCACAGAAACACCAGAGAGAAAAGGAAGAUGAAGUAAAAAAGAGACAGCUGCACAGGGAUAAACAGAUGCUCCUGGCAUCACAUACACCGGUCAAUAAGGAACAAGACAGUAAUACUAUUUACGAUCCCUUUAAUCCCACUAUGUCCGACUCGAGCAGCUCAGAUGAUGAAGCUGAGAGCAACAGGUUGCAUGGAAGUUCCCGAAACACCACACGUGACGGGAUGUCUCCUAGUUUAAGAAAUGAGAAAGUUUUAGUGCAAAGCAGGCAGGAACUACAAUCUGUGAAAACUGAAUCACUGGAGAAUGAGGUCUCGCAGGAAGAACCAAGGAGAGCUAGUGCUCAAGAAACCACAUCACAGGAGGUCAGAUUUUCUGAAGAAUACGUCAAGGUAGAAAAAGAAUCUAGAGUAAUCGACACAAAAACUGAGAAACAAAAAACAUUACUUGACAUUAAACUUAAGAAAGAGCCGGAGUCAGAUAAUGCAGGGGAGGCUGAAAUGUUUGGUCACAGCGUAAAAACUUUGAAUUCAGAUACAGCAGCAGACACUGCACCACCUAUACAACCCGGCCUGAGUCUUUUAAAAGCUGAGAGAGAGACUUUAGAAGAGAGUGGACAGACUGAUGGAGAUUCGGGCCAUAAGAAGACCUCAAAGGAGAGAUGCUCAAGCAGUUUAGAGACAGACGGAGGCACGAGAGGAGACCCUCAUGCUUCAGGCCAGGGAGGCCGACAGAAAGAGAAAGAGAAGGAGAAGGAGAGAGACAGGAGUUCCAGGCGAUCAAGAUCUAGAGAGAGGAGGAGAGCAAACUCAAUAUCAGAAAGUUCUCAGUCCAAUUCCCCCCGCAGAAAGAGAUGGCGGUCUCGGUCACGAUCCAAAGACAGGAGGCGAUCGAGGUCUGGUUCCAGCUCUAGCAGCAGAGAGCGUUCAAGGAGGAAGAAGCAUCAACGAAGGAGCCACGAGAGAAAUGACAGCAGAGAGAGAGAUACUGAUAGAAGACGGGUGUCAAAAGACAAGAGACAUGGUCGGUCUCGCUCAAAAUCACGGUCAAAAUCCCGGUCCAGAUCCCGGGAAAGGAAGAAAGACCACACACGCCUGCAACAAUCCUCUCUCUCCUCCAGAGACAAGGUGGAGUCCCGGUCAAAAGACAAGAGGAGAGACAGGUCAAGAUCCAGAUCAAGAGAAAAAAGGAAAGAUGAAGAAUCAUCAUCCAAGAGUUCUCAGAAAACCUCAGGGGCCUGUGUUUCAUCUUCUAAGGACACAAAACUGUUACAGGAUAAGAAGAAAGAGAAAGAUACUCAAAGCUCCGUCAAAGAGGAAAAAGUUGUUACAGUUAAUAAACAGACAACUUCCUCCUGUACUGACUCCUCUAACGUUAGAAAGAAAGACAAAAACCUCAAGGAAGACUGCCGGGCCUCAACAGCAGAAAUGGCGAAAGAGAUUAAGGUUAGAAAAGAAAUUAAGAAAGAAAAACAACCAUCUCUUGAUAUGUUUGAAGAUUUCUCCGUUAAUAAAGAAAUUAAGAAAGAAGAAACUGACAUUCAUGCUUUGCUGGUAGCCAAAACUAUUGAUGAGGAGGGAAACAAAAAAGACCCCAUCAAGACUGAGACGUUUGAAAUCAAGUCAACGUCGUCUGAAAACAAAACGGAGACAUUUGAAAUUAAGACAGAGCCGUUUGAAAUUAAGACAGAGCCGUUUGAAAUUAAGACUGAGACAUUUGAAAUUAAGACUGAGACAUUUAAAAUUAAGACUGAGACAUUUAAAAUUAAGACUGAGACUUGUGAAUUCCCUUUAAUUAAAUCUGAGCCAAGUCCCCUAGAAUUAUGUCACUUAGCCCCAGUCACCUCAUUUUCCACAAUGACCACUCCUGUAACAGCAGACUGUCACCAGGACUCGGUCUCUCCCUGUCACCCAGAGGUAAAGGCCUCCACAGAUCAACCAGACGCUGUUGGGUUGACUGUCCCUGUGAAGCAGGAAGUUCAACAACCCUCAGACUCUGAUGAUGACUUUAAUGUUGAUGUGAUGCUAGACAACCUGGACUGUGUGAAGUCUGAGCGUACAGGGGAAGGUGGUGCAACUGUCAAACAAGAGAAUGAAGUGGAGGAGGGGAAGAAUGAACAAGUAUCAACUGCAGCGGGGGCCAAAUCCAAGACUCAAGUGAAGAGGGUUACCUGGAAUAUACAGGAGCCUGAGGGGCCUCAACCAGAGAAAUCUGCAAGCAAGCUGGCCUUGUAUAAAUUGAAGUUGAAGCAGGAAGGUCGCCGACCCUCCUCAACAGUCCAGACAUCCAGUCAGGACACCACUGGAGCUGUCGGUCACCCCUCCAAGAGGGCUUCUGUGGGUCCGCACGGUACCUCCUCUAAACCUGCUGGUGUACAAGGAGAGGCAGAGGAAGGCGACUUAUCGAGAAAAGACCAGUAUUUGAAGAAGCUGCACAUGCAGGAGAGAGCUAUAGAAGAGGUGAAGCUCGCCAUCAAGCCUUUCUACCAGAGGAGAGACAUCAACAAGGAUGAAUACAAAGAGAUUCUACGUAAAGCCGUCCAGAAGGUGUGCCACAGCAAGAGUGGGGAGAUCAACCCAGUGAAGGUGGGCAAUCUGGUCAAGGCAUACGUGGACAAAUACAAACACGCUAGAAAACACAAGAAAGGAGAUGACUUAGGGCAGACACAGGAGGCUGAGGCCAUGAAAUCCUCUGAUAGCCCAUGAGGAGGCGUGAAUUACAGGCAAGGACAGCUGCACCCACUGCAAACACUCAAAGUGUUAAUCUUUCUUUUACUUUGCGUCCGACCACGGGAUCUCUCUUGCAAACACAUCUAAAGGUUCACUAAGAUUUACACACAGCUUCAAGACGGAACAUUUUCUAUAAUGUCGAGCUUAACUGAAUUUUGAGGACAAACUUUUUUUGUUGAUCACUUGAACUGUACCUAGUGAUGUUUUGCGCUUGGACUGUCACUGCCAGGAUCUGGUCCUUUUGUGUAGUACAACUCAGACACUUACAGGGAGACCUUGAGGUUGUGCCUUAAAGAGGCAAAUCUCAAAGACCCUCCCAUGGAGUGAUAAAUCAGGUAGCCUCUCCACAGGCAUAUCACUAGGAGGACGCAGCGUGGGUGCUGAGUUUCCUGUUCUGUUUUGUAGGAGUCCAGGGGUAUUUAUCAGUGGCAAAACUAAUUUUUUUGGUUCAGGAGUUGUAUGCAGAGUAUGCAUAUUAAACAAGUUUGUCACGUUAAGGAACAACACUGUUAUGCAAUUUUUGUAGAAAAUUUAUCAGAAGAGUAAUUGAACAAUUUUAGAUUUGGUUGUAAAUAAUAUAGAUUUGAUAUAUCCACUCAUAUCUUUCUUUCAUCCGUGUUGCCUGUUGUGAAUGACUGACAUAAAUGGUUGUAGUUUAUAGUUUAUUGGUUUAUGUUUUGUAUUUGAAAGCCACUGUUAUCUGUCUUCCACGUGUCUAAUGAGUUAAAUCUAGUUCAGUGUACUACAGGUGAAUUCUGGCUCAGCAAAAUGAAAAAUGGAGUACCACCUCUCAAACAACAGCUUCUUCUCUUAUUCUUCUUCUCUGAUAUACUGAAUAAACCUUUAAAUCUCAGCAUCAUCCAUUUUUCAACCCAUAAGUGAAAUGUAAUGUCAAACCAUAAAAAAAGAAGAAAAAAAUUGCAACAAUUCCCUCAAUAAUAUAGAUACAAUUAUUUUUGGGCAUUCUGUUUUUGAAAAAUGGAGAGUACAAUUCCACAAUAGCAGUAGGUAGUAUAGAUUUUAUGUUUGAAAAACACUAAAAAUACAGACAUUAUGUCUCAGUGGGCUAAGAUGCAGUACCCGUUAUCUUGCAAAAGUAGCAACAUCUGUAUUUUGUCAGUCUUACCUGGUGCUUUUAUAUCCAUAAACAUUUUAACUAUUUUUUCAUUUUGUAUUAAAUGUUUACUAUUAAGUACUAUUAAGCUUAUUUUGCUGGCAUAAUUUCAUGGGAUUAAUUUAUAGUCCACAUAUAGUUUAAAACAAUGGAAAAUCUCAGAAGUCAAGGUAGGUAUGAUAGAAGUCAUCACAUACCUAUAGUUGGGAACAUUAAAUAAUCCUUUCAGUAUUCACUUUGUCUGCAGUACUUAAUUACAGCCUCAUUCUGACUGCUUUGUCACUAUGUCCAAACCUUACACUAGCAGACGUCCGUUACCGCUGUGCUGCUCACUUCCUUUGUGAGAAAUGUUCAUGAGAAAUUAAGUUCUGCUUGCUCAGCGUUUUGUUGUCCACAGUAGUUUGUUUGCCAACUGUAAAGACUAAUUAGGUGGGUGGUUGGACUUGCCUUGUACUGCGUUUUUGUCACAAUUAAUGCGGCUUUCUUAAAGCCAUGGAAAAGGAGUAGAAAAAUCUACAAAAACGGGUGCUCAUGUUUAUCUGAAUGUAUUUUACUUUUUUCUGCAUUUACUUGAUCAGAUAGGUCAGGUGUUUCUAAGAGGGAACACAAAUGAUAAUAAAUCACUGAUGUUAAAU